CACAAGCGCGCGCAGAGGACGGAAAACAGCUGUACCGGAGGCCACAACGCGACUGGCGCUUGGGGCUCCUGACUUGGUCUGCAUCCGCAAUGGCUGCUCAGAGUGAUCCAGAGAGCUCGUACUAUGCGCUGCUCUAGACCCACACACAGAAGAGCACAAGCGGAGCCGACUCAAAAUGAGCACCGGAUUCAGCUCGAGCUCGUGCCGCUUCGCGGAUUAUUUCGUGACCUGCGGUCUGGACACCGAGAGCGGCUUAGAACCAGACGAGCUGUCCGCUCUUUGCCAGUAUAUACAGGCUACUAAAUUCAGAGAUGUUGCCGGACAGUUGGCGGGUGCAAAAGAAGGUGAGAAUUUUGAGCAGAGUCCACUGCGGAGAACUUUUAAAUCUAAAGUUCUAGCGCACUAUCCCGACAAUGUGGAGUGGAACCCUUUUGACCAGGAUGCUGUGGGCAUGCUCUGUAUGCCAAAGGGCUUGUCCUUCCGCACCCAGACAGACAUCCGCGGGCCCCAGUUCCACUCUUUCAUUAUCACGAGAGAGGACGGCUCCCGAACCUACGGCUUUGCCCUCACCUUCUUCGAGGAGGUGACCAGCAAGCAGAUCUGCAGUGCCAUGCAGACGCUCUACCACAUGCACAAUGCAGAACAAUACGACAUACUGCACACACCACCCACACCUCGCAGUCCAGAAGACACCCGUCCCACCCCUCAACAUCUGCUCGCUGCUCCCUCCUUGUCUCGACUGCAGCGUUUCAACUCCUACGACAUCAGUCGAGACACUCUCUACGUGUCCAAAUGCAUCUGUCUGAUCACACCCAUGGCCUUCGCCCACGCCUGCAGAAGUGUCCUGGAACAGCUGCACCAGGCUGUCACCUCGCCUCAGCCCCCACCGCUGCCGCUGGAGAGCUACGUCUACAACGUCCUCUACGAGGUCCCGCUGCCACCGGCCGGGCGUUCCUUGAAGUUCUCGGGCGUAUACGGGCCAGUGGUGUGUCAGAGACCCAGCACAUCUGAGCUGCCCCUCUUUGACUUCCCCCUGCAGGAGGUGUUUGAGCUGCUAGGAGUGGAGAACGUGCUACAGCUCUUCACCUGUGCACUACUGGAGAUCCAGAUCCUUCUGUACUCGCAACAUUACCAGCGGCUGAUGACGGUAGCCGAGAGCAUCACAGCUUUAAUGUUCCCCUUCCAAUGGCAGCAUGUGUACGUGCCCAUCCUGCCCGCUUCACUGCUCCACUUCCUGGACGCUCCUGUGCCCUACCUCAUGGGUCUGCACUCCAACGGCCAGGAUGACCGCACCAAGCUGGAGCUUCCCCAAGAGGCCAACCUUUGUUUUGUCGAUAUUGACAACCACUUUAUUGAGCUUCCUGAGGACCUGCCUCAGUUCCCCAACAAGCUGGAGUUCAUCCAGGAGAUCUCGGAGGUUCUGUUGGCAUUCGGCGUAUCUUCAGAGGCAAACCCACAGUGCAGCGAGGGCCAGGGCAGGCUCAGGGGCUUCCCCUCGGGUGACAUGGCUUCUGACAAGCGCAACGGCAACCUGGCUGGCUCACCGCUCAACUCGUACUUGCUGAGAGAAAACCAAACCAUAGCUCGUCUGCAAGCGCUGGUCAAGAGGACUGGAGUCAGUCUGGAGAAGCUGGAUGUGAAGGAGGAUACAAUCACUGAUAAGGAUUCAAAAGUGCAGUGUGAUGAAGAAGAGUUGAAAAAGCAUCAGUUGAACAUUCAUGUGCGAGAGGUCUUCGCCAACCGCUUCACGCAGAUGUUCUCUGACUAUGAGGUGUUUGUCAUUCAGUCCAGCCAAGACAAAGAGUCCUGGUUCAGCAACCGAGACCAGAUGCAGAACUUCGACAAGGCCUCUUUCCUGUCAGAUCAGCCCGAACCUUACCUGCCAUUCCUCUCUCGCUUCCUGGAGACGCAGAUGUUUGCCUCUUUCAUUGACAGUAAGAUCCUGUGCCACGAUGAUGAGGACAAAGAGCACACGCUGAGAGUGUUUGAUUCCCGUGUUGACAAGAUCCGCAUGUUAAAUGUCAGGACACCCACCCUGCGGACCUCCAUGUACCAGAAAUGCACCAACAUCGAUGAAGCCGAAAAGGCCAUUGAGAUGAGGCUGUGUAAGAUCGACCACACGGCUCUGCAUCCCCACCUGCUGGACAUGAAGAUCGGUCAGGGCCGCUAUGAGCCGGGCUUUUUCCCCCGCUUACAGUCCGAUGUUCUCUCUACUGGACCCACCAGCAACAAAUGGGCAAAGCGCAGCGCACCGGCACAAUGGCGGAGGAAGGACAGACAGAAACAACACUCUGAACAUCUCUAUCUGGACAAUGACCAGAGAGAGCAUGUGGAGUGUCUGUUUUCUGAGCUUCAGCUUCUGCUGGCUCUGGACUACUACUGGUUCUCGCAGUCCUUCAGGCCCUGUCUAAAGUCUGUCAAGGUGGAUGUGAAGUACAUCCAGGAGGCCAGGAACCUGGGCACCACUCUCCGCCAGCCCAAACUCUCCAACCUGUCACCUUCAGUCAUCGCACAGACCAACUGGAAGUUUGUAGAGGGACUGUUAAAAGAGUGCAGAAAUAAGACCAAACGCAUGCUGGUGGAGAAGAUGGGCCGGGAAGCGGUGGAGCUGGGCCACGGGGAGGUCAGCAUCACUGGAGUGGAGGAGAACACACUCAUCGCCAGCUUGUGCGAUCUGCUGGAAAGAAUCUGGAGCCACGGUCUGCAGGUCAAGCAGGGAAAAUCUGCCUUGUGGUCGCACCUCUUACAUUAUCAGGAGAGUAAAGAGAAGAGAGACGCUACUCCAGCAGGCCUCGGCCCUCCUGGUAUCAUUCAUAACACAGAGAGACGGAAGUCAGAUGCUGGCUGUGCGAUGCCUCCUCUCAAGGUGUCUUUGAUACAGGACAUGAGGCACAUACAGAACAUCAGUGAGAUCAAGACAGACGUUGGGAAGGCCAGGGCAUGGGUGCGUCUUUCCAUGGAGAAGAAACUGUUGUCCAGACACCUGAAGCAACUUCUGUCUGACCAUGAGCUCACCAAGAAACUCUAUAAGCGCUACGCUUUCCUGCGCUGUGAUGAUGAGAAGGAGCAGUUCCUCUACCAUCUCCUCUCUUUCAACGCUGUGGACUACUUCUGCUUUACCAACGUCUUCACCACGAUUAUGAUACAAUACCAUGUGGUCAUCAUUCCCAGCAAGAAACUAGGUGGCUCCAUGUUUACGGCCAACCCCUGGGUGUGUGUGUCAGGGGAGCUAGCUGAGACCGGGGUCCUGCAGGUCCCCAAAAACACUCUGGAGAUUACAUUUGAGUGCCAGAACCUGGGGAAGCUGACCACAGUACAGAUGGGCCAUGAUAACUCAGGACUGUAUGCUAAGUGGCUAGUGGAGUGUGUAAUGGUCCGCAACGGGAUCACAGGGCACACCUACAAGUUUCCAUGCGGCCGUUGGCUCGGGAAGGGAGUAGAUGAUGGCAGCUUGGAGAGGAUACUGGUGGGCGAACUGGCGACUAACACGACUGAGACUGACGACAGAAUGUGCCGGACUCCUCCAAUGCAGCAAUCCCCCGGGAUGAUGCGAAGAUUUGUCACCAUUUCGCCAAACAGCAAACCAAAGUUAAACACGGGCCAGAUCCAGGAAGGAGUGGGAGAGGCCAUCAACGGUAUCGUCAAACACUUCCAUAAGCCAGAAAAAGAGAGAGGAAGCCUCACAUUGCUUCUGUGUGGAGAGUAUGGUUUAGUAUGGGCUCUGGAGCAGGUGUUCCAGCAUGGCUUCAAGUCACCGCGCCUUUUCAAGAACGUCUUCAUUUGGGACUUUCUAGAAAAAGCGCAGGUGUACUUUGAGAGUACAGAACAGAGUCAGAUGACCCAGGAUGAGAACUGGAAGAUGAGGGUGCGUCAUUUCUGUAAUUUCAUGCGUGCCAUCAACAACACACCCAGAAACAUUGGCAAAGACGGGAAGUUUCAGAUGCUUGUGUGUCUCGGAGCCAGAGAUCACCUGCUGCACCACUGGAUUGCGCUUCUUGCCGAGUGUCCAAUCACAGCACAGAUGUACGAGGACAUGGCGCUCUUAAAGGACCAUUCUCUGGUGAACUCUCUGAUUCGAGUGCUACAGACUCUGCAGGAAUUCAACAUCACUCUGGAGGCCUCUCUCGUCAAAGGGAUCGGGAUAUAAAGCCUGAAUAUAGAGCUAACACAGAUCAGUGGGACCAUGGACUAACUUUUUUAUAUGGAGAGACUUGAACAAAUGACUAAAUGUGCUUAUGUUAAAGCUACUGUCAUGUUUGCCAUAUAUCAAGUGCAAUGAGCCUUUUCAGACGUUUCAUAAUUUUCAUCAACGACGUUACUGACAUUCAAAUACGUCCUUUAUUUUCAUCUAUACUUUUCACGGAAGGUGAAAACCCCCACCUGUGCUAAACCAUUUUAUUAAAAGCUCAAUAUUUUUCGUUGUUGUUGAGGACUGCUGACAAUGGCUAUAUUUAAAAGGAAAACAUGUAAGAAAAGCUGUUAUUAUAUUUUCAAAGAAGAGCUGUGUUAUUUUGAUAUGUGUCAGGUUGCUUGCUCUGUGCUCUAAUCUAAUCCAUACUGUCACAAUGCAGAGUUCGAAGCAAAGGAUUUAGAAGUAUGCUUUAUAAGUACGACUUGUGGGGAAAUCAUAUUUUUACUUAAAAUAAGAAAGGAAAGAUGAGAAAAGGCUCUUUUUUUUUGUAACAAUGCCAGGGACUUGUGUAAUUUUCCUCUAAAUGCAAAUCAGAUUAAAGGCACAGUUCACCCAAAAAUGACACUACCGGUCAAAAGUUUAAAUUAAUAAAAAAAAAAAAAUAAAAAAAAAGAUGUCUUAUGCUUAUCAAGGCUAAUUGAAUAUAUUAAAAAAGUAAUUUAUUUCUGUUAAAAGCUGAAUUUUCAGCAAUCAUUACUUCAGUUUUCAGUGAGUGUCACAUGAUCCUUCAGAAAUUCUAAUAAGCUAAUAUUUUUCUCAUUUAUCAAUUAUUGAUAGAUAUAUAUAUAUGUGUGUGUGUGUGUGUGUAGUUUUAUUCAGCACAUAUGCAUUAAAUUGAUUGUAAAUGACUGUAAAGAUUUUUAUGAUCCUAAAAAAUCUAUUUCAAAUAAAUGCUGUUCUUUUGAAAUUUCUGUUUCCACAAAAAUAUUAAGCAGCAAAACAAAAAAUCCAAAAUAGUUAAUAAUAAGAACCAUUUUAUAGAAUUGAGAACCAAUAAUACUUGAUAAUAACUGAAAACUAAAUCAGCAUAUUAGAAAGAUUUCUGAAGGAUCAUAUUCAAAUGACACUGAAGACUGAAGUAAUGACUGAUGUGGCGUGACAAGAAUAAAUUACUUAAAAAAAGAGAGAGAGAGAACUUUUCUAAAAACUAUUUUUGAUCAAAUCAAAGUGGCCUUAGUGAGCGUAAGACACUUAAAAGUGUUGGUCUAAAAAGUUGGUCAUCAUUUACUCCUCAUGUUAUUCCAUAAUCACAGUUUUUUCUCUUUGUUUUUCUUCCCCAUUUAAAGUGAAUGUCUCGUGUCCUUUCCACUUUCAAUAAAUGGGAAAAGAGCAGCUUGGACCUUUUUCUAAGUGUCUCAUUUUGCUUUCCACACAGAAAAUGGGUGAACUGUCUUCUUGAGCUUAUUGUGAUCCCCUAAAAUGAAAUGAAAGUGAUGCUCAAGCAUAUUUUACGAGAUGGACUGUAAAAACAAAAAACAAUCAAUGCAGAAAGGAUAACAUUAAUGUUUCACUUAAUCCUUUCAAAUUACCGUCACAUUCCCCGUCUCUUCAGCCCUCAGGUCUCGACUGUGGCCAACUACAAUUGCUAUCUGAAGUAGAAUUCAAUUUUAGCACAGUUGCUGUGUUUGUGUCCCUCUCUUUAGUUAAACGCCAACAUCCCCUCUGUUUCUGCUAUGCAAUAUUUACAGCUCCAAAUUUUUGUUUUUGAAUAUUGACGAAAUAUCAUUCACCUGUUUUAGAGUGUAGCAUAAUUUGUAGGACAUAACUGGGAGAAGCACAUCAAAGGUUGAUAUUCAAGUGCCAAUUUCAUCAUAACUGUUCUGGUACCUGUCCAAACACAGCUGGAGGAGCAUUCUGGGAGUUAUUUUUUUUUUGUGUUUUAUCUCUUGAUACAUUUAUAGACAAAGCAGUGUAAUGUAGUAUUAAAUAUUGAACAACUGUGUACAGUGUAUAAAAUGUAUUAAAGGUGGAAAUUAAAUAUGAUUAUGAAGUCUUGACUUUCAAGAGCAAAA
This is a messenger RNA of Carassius gibelio (silver crucian carp), 6204 nucleotides long. Its product is annotated as DENN domain-containing protein 5A. The transcript has 24 exons. NCBI's taxonomy places the organism in Eukaryota, Metazoa, Chordata, Actinopteri, Cypriniformes, Cyprinidae. The record is from RefSeq and is a predicted model, not a curated record. The coding region runs from base 176 to 4147 and encodes 1323 amino acids. Gene Ontology annotation, molecular function: guanyl-nucleotide exchange factor activity; small GTPase binding.